Messenger RNA from Sorex araneus (European shrew), 2110 nucleotides. Its product is annotated as putative N-acetyltransferase 8B. NCBI's taxonomy places the organism in Eukaryota, Metazoa, Chordata, Mammalia, Eulipotyphla, Soricidae. The record is from RefSeq and is a predicted model, not a curated record. Gene Ontology annotation, molecular function: N-acetyltransferase activity. The transcript has 2 exons. The coding region runs from base 1238 to 1933 and encodes 231 amino acids.
GAAGGCAAUAGGAGCCUUGGUGGCCCCUCCCCUGACUUCCCAUUGCAUGUCCUAAGGAGGCACCACUGUUAGUUGGCUCCGUCACUGGUGACAUAAAGUGUGACAACUUGGUCAAAGGGAAACCCAGAGAUCUUUCCAUUUAAUAGUUCCGCUGCCUUGCCUUCUCAACCAAACCUGCUCCAAGUCUCUGUCCAGGAGCUCCCAGGAAGGCUUACAGGCGCCGCCCUGUCCCCAGGGCGGGUGUUCUGUGGCUCAGGCCCCUUUCCCUCAUUUCUCUUUGCAUUUCCCUUUGGACAUGUCCCUCGGGUCCUAGCUGCAGGAACCCGGCUCAGCACUUAUUCUGUCCUGCUCCCAUGCCCACAGGAGACAGACAUGUCUCAGAAAAGCUUGAGGGUGACAGUGGUAAGUGCCAGGGAGAACCCAGGGUGGGGAGCUACCGAGUCUGGGAGAGGUGCAGGGCAGGCCUGACGGAAGCUUGGCCCUCCCGACAGCACAUGGACAUCUCAGGAAGGGCCACGCGCGGCUGGCUGUUGCUCUUGUCCAUCGAGACUGCCCAGGUGUGGCCCCGAGGACACAUGGCAGCUGCUCUGUGCCACAGCCACUGGCUACUGUCGCCCCUGCUGUAGGGAGAGGCCAAGCCAGGCACGGGGGCAGCAGACAGGCGAGGGCCAGGGCUGGGAAGCUGAACGGAGGCCGGGCUGGGCAGCCAGCAGCGGGGAGGAGAAUCCAGCUUCUGAGCACGGGGAGCUGGGCAGGAGAGAGCCUGGACUCAGACCGGGGUGCCUGACACCCAGAGAGGGGUGCACCCCACAGGGCUCAGGAGCAUGGCUGGCCCAAGGGUGGACAUCAGGGGUCACUGCAGGCAGAACUCACAGGGAUUAAAGGGUGUCCGCAGGGCAGAGGACCUGGAGCUGCCCCAGGCUUGGCCUCAUCCUUCAGGCUCUCCCUGGUGACCCAAGGAGAGAAAGGGGGCCGGACUCAGCUGCAGUCCACACUCUCCUGAGAUUUAAGACUGUAGAUCAGGGCCAGCCAAUGAGGGCACGGCCACAGCCUCGUUCCCUGAGGUCCAGGAGGCCCUGGACAGUGUCAUGAGUGCAGGUCGGAGGCUGAGGACAUCCAGGACGCAGCGGCUCUAGGCAGUCCAGUCAAGACUUCUGUGGUGGUGGCAGGUGAGAGGACACGGGGUGGCAGGGACACUUCUCACAGUCUCACAGACUUGGACAGUCAGACCCAGAGGAUGUCGAUGGUGUCUUACCACAUCCGCCAGUACCAGGAACGGGACCACAAGCGGGUCGUGGACUUGUACUCGGAGACCAUCGCCGAACUCGCCCUCACCGGCUCGCACCGCCUGCUGAAGCUGCCCCGCACCAUGGCGCUGCUCCUCGGAGGGCCCCUGGCCGUCCUCCUCCUCACUGGCUCCUGGCUUCUGACCCUCCUGGCCGGCCUCUUGCUCUUCGCUGCCCUACAGUACUUUGGCAAGGUCCCUUGGCUGCAGUUCAAAGUCAUGGCUUUGAACAGCGACAUGUCUGACAUCAGCAAAUACUACCUGAGCGGGCCGGGCUCCUGCUUCUGGGUGGCCGAGUCCCAGGGCCGGGUGGUGGGCACGGUGGGGGCUCUGCCCGUGAAGGAGCCCGCCCUGAGCAGGGAGCACCUAGAGCUCUUCCACCUGUGCGUGGACUCCACGUACCGAGGCCAGGGCAUAGCCAAGGCCCUGGUGAGGACUGUGCUCCAGUUCGGGCAGGACCACGGCUACCGAGCAAUUGUCCUCAGCACCAGCUCAGUGCAGUACGCAGCCCUGGGCCUCUACCAGCGCCUGGGGUUCCGCAAGACCCAGGAGUACUUCUAUUCUUUGACCUGGAGACUAAACGCCAUCCCUUUUGUUAGACUUGUUUAUUACUUUCCCUCUGCCCCGGUCUCCCAGAGGUCUAGGUAGAGAGACCUCGUGUUCUGGAACGGCAGAUCAGAGAAUAAGGGAACCUGAAAUAAUCGCUUAGCUAAUAAAAAUGGUGUAAGCAUUGCAUUCGCUCCUGAGUCCGAGGCACAUUGGGCGGUCGCUUGGGUCUUGGUAGUUUUCUGGUACACACAUCAGGGUUUGUGGGGUGAUAGCCUU